AUGAAGGCAUCUGCCACCUCUUCUCAUGCACACGUCCCCCGUCCACACAGGUUGGUCCACAUAUCGCUCAGAAACAACCAGAUUGAUGACGAGGGGGCCAGACUCAUCAGCCAAGCCCUGCAGAGCCUGAAGGUGACCAACAAGAACCUGGCCGCUCUGGUCCUCAGCUACAACCACAUCUCAGACCAGGGGGCCGGGGACAUUGCCCAGGCCUUACGAUUCAACCGGUCACUGCUGUCCCUCAACCUGUCCAGUAACCAGAUCGGGGAUCAAGGGGCGCGCGCCUUGGCCGAGGUGCUGGGACACUUUCCACUAAGACAUACAGAAAUAGUGGAGAGGAGGCGACUGUUACUGGAGAAGGAGGCUCAGGAGCAGCCACGAUCGCCGGGCACAUCACGCCACGCCGAUUCCAAGAGUGAGCGACCACUCAGCCACCACAGCAACUCCGCUGCGGAGAAAGCAGAGAAGUCCCAGGCGCAGAAGGCGAAAUCGAGCGUCUCAAAGAAGAAGGAGAAGGAUCCUCAAAAGAAGGAAGACAAAACGAAUGUCAGCAGUGUGGCGAGUGGAGCUUCUACCGUUACAACUCAACCUGGACCUGCUAAGAAAGAAGACCCAAAAACCAUCAAAAAACAGACAGCCGGCUCUGACCUAAAGAACGCAAGAGGAAAACCAGUUAAGUCUGCCUCCAAGAGGGCGCCAUUACUAGAGCAUGAGCAGGCAGAGGUAACAGAAGUCGUUAACCCUUUGCUGGAACAAGCUGACUAUCGAGAUGGGAAAGUUUAUCUCCCUGGAAACAAAGUUCUGAUCAGUCUGAACCUUUCACGGAACAGGGUCACGGAGGAGGGGCUUAAAGGCUUUCUGACCGCAAUAGAGGCUCAGGUCCAGGAGGCUAAACCUGCAGGGGCCAGGACUCACACAGGACUAUUGAGGCUAUCUUUGGCGAAGAACCGGUUUCCAGCAGACUGCUCAACCUUUGCCCAGAUCCAGGAGAUGAUGCUGUCGCGGGACCCCAUCCACAAGUCCUCCAGGUCUUCUGUAGACGAGCAGAUGAUGUAACCCGGGAUGUGCAGUGACAUCAUUGCUG
Bufo gargarizans (Asiatic toad) is the source of this 1084-nucleotide messenger RNA. It is a transcript of the gene LRRC71, whose product is annotated as leucine rich repeat containing 71. Bases 1 to 1056 code for a protein of 351 amino acids. The transcript has 9 exons. The record is from RefSeq and is a predicted model, not a curated record. Gene Ontology annotation, molecular function: protein binding. NCBI's taxonomy places the organism in Eukaryota, Metazoa, Chordata, Amphibia, Anura, Bufonidae.